AAACACAAUAUUAGGAUGGCUUGAUUAAUCCUUAAGUCAUGUUCGGGUCUAAAUUGACCCUUUUUUAUUACUUGAAAACCUAUCAAUUUUGAACCCUUAUAUUAUGUUGGGGUCAAGAUUGACCCUUUUUCAAGUGUAAAACAAAGGGGUCCCUUUGGACCCGAGCACAAAUAAAACAAAUAUUCAGAAUCUUUGGAUUUAUUUUUUUUUUUACAGAUUUUAUUCUUUUUAAGCAAACAAAACUCUCUCCACAUUCCGCUCCUAACAUCCGCUCUCUCCAGGUGUGGAGGAAACAGAACCUCCAAUUGAAGGUUUUCCUGCCACAAACUUUCCUCCAGCUCUGCAGGAAUGCUGGGAAUGUUUGGGAGCGCAGAUGGGCUGGCUCUACGGAGCAUCCUUCCUCCCUCCCUCCCUCCUUCUGCCGCUGCAGGGCGCAGUUCCGUCCUGGAUGCUGCUGAAGGCGGGAGUGGAGACUCUCCAUCCUCCGCAGUCUCCAUCCUGACGCGCUGACGGACCCACGGAGCAGCUGCCGCCUCCCAUCCCAGCCAGGAGAGCAGAGCGGCGCGUGAAUGGCGGCGUACGGCGGCAGACUUGUGACAGAGGAGCAGGAGGAGCUCCGCGCGUCCACGGCGGCGGCGCGCGGCCAGCACAUCCACUUCCAGCCUCUGGCGCGCACCGCGCAGUGGCAGGUCACUCUCACGCACACCAGGAGCCACAGCCACGCGCACUUCAUCACUCCCGCACACACGCAGGCGCACACGUACGGCUGUCGCCUCACGCACGGCGUCUCAGCCAUGACCAAAGGGGAGAAGGGCGCGCACGGAUCCCCCGGGAGGACCAGCAAACCCAGCGAGCCGCUGUUCCCCAAACCCUCACACCAGACAGACUUGAGUCAGAAGUUGUCGAUAUGCAGCAAACUGUGUUUUGCAAUCGGCGGCGCGCCCAAGGAGGUGGCUGCCAGCGCCACGGCCUUCUUCCUGCAGAUCUACCUGCUGGAUGUCGCUCAGAUCAACGCCUUCCAGGCCUCCAUGGUGCUGUUCAUCGGUAAAGUCUGGGGGGCGGUGACCGACCCCAUUGUUGGGUUCUUUAUCACGAAGAGCAGAUGGACGAAGAUCGGCAGACUCAUGCCAUGGAUGCUAGGAUGCACGCCGUUCCUGGUGGUCUCGUACUUCUGCCUCUGGUUUGUUCCUCCGUUCAUCAGCGGCCGGUUCGUCUGGUACCUGGGCUUCUACUGCCUCUACCAAACCCUCGUCACCUGCUUCCACGUGCCUUAUUCCGCCCUCACCAUGUUCCUCAGCACAGACCAGAAGGAGCGGGACUCAGCCACCGCCUACAGAAUGACAAUGGAGGUGCUGGGGACUCUGCUCGGCGCCGCCAUCCAAGGUCAGAUCGUGGCGAGCGCUCACACUCUGAAGCACUGCCGCACGCACAACGUGUCUGCCGGUUACCUUGGAAACAGCAGCGGGGCAGAGAUCGUCAAGAGCAUGGUGCGCAUCCAGGACUACCUGUCACACGCCAAGGAGCUCUACAUGAUCGCGGCGGGCGUGAUUGGAGGAGUCUUCCUCAUCUGCACCUUCGUCAUGUUCCUGGGAGUCAAGGAGAGAGACGAUCCGUACGCCUCAAAGUCGGAGAAACAGGUCUCGUUCCGUCAAGCUUUCGUCCUGGUGAUGAGGCACGGGCCGUACUUCACUCUGACUGCCGCCUUCCUCUUCAUCACUGUUGCAGUUCAGCUGAUCCAAAGCAACUUCGUCCUCUUCUGCACCUACGCCGCUGACCUGAAAGACCACUUCCAGAACAUCGUGCUAACAAUCCUUGUUUCUGCAGUGGUGAGCAUCCCGCUGUGGCAGUGGUUUCUGGAGAGAUUUGGAAAGAAGACGGCAGCUUUUUGUGGCAUCACCUGGAUCAUGCCCUUCACAAUGAUGCUGGUGUUCAUCCCCAAUGUGGCGGUGGCCUACGUGGUGGCUGUCUCCUCCGGCCUCAGUGUGGCGGCUUCGCUGCUGCUGCCAUGGUCUAUGCUGCCAGAUGUGGUGGACGACUUCCGACUGGCCAACCCCUACUGCAAAGGCCACGAAGCCAUUUUCUACUCUUUCUACGUCUUCUUCACCAAGUUCGCAGCCGGCAUCUCAUUAGGGGUGUCCACACUCUGUUUGGAGUUUGCUGGUUAUGACACGGGUGCGUGUAAGCAGCCCCCGCCGGUGGUGUACACCCUGAAGCUGCUGAUCGGUGCCACACCAGUGGCCUUCAUCAUUUUAGGGUUACUGAUCCUCCUUCUGUAUCCCAUCAGCGAAGACGUAAGGCGCAGGAACAAACUCUGCCUGGAGGAGCUACGGAAGCAAAGCUCCAGAACUUUGGUGGAAGAUUUGAGUCCGGCAUGAGCUGGAGUAAAUGCACAAAGCCACGGAUUCCAGUGUCACCACUGGAAGGUUGUUCCUUAGUGUAUAUUACACUGAAACUAAUGGAUUUAAUGUAAACAUUUUUGUUUAAUUCUCACAUGUACUGUAUAGUCAUCUUGGAUAUACGAACCAAUCAGAUCAGCUAAUUUAUAUGAAUGAAGAUGUUUACCUCUACAACACCUUUAUUUAUUUGUUAUUCCAAGAGCUUGGUAUGAGAUGAAUAAACGUUGUAGAGAUUUAAGUGA
Molecule: messenger RNA, 2638 nt
Organism: Oryzias melastigma (Indian medaka)
Lineage: Eukaryota; Metazoa; Chordata; Actinopteri; Beloniformes; Adrianichthyidae
Gene: mfsd2b
Product: major facilitator superfamily domain containing 2B
Exons: 15
Coding region: 570-2375 (601 amino acids)
Biological process (GO): carbohydrate transport
Cellular component (GO): membrane
Molecular function (GO): symporter activity; sphingolipid intramembrane carrier activity
Source: RefSeq, a predicted model, not a curated record